AUGCAUCGUGGAGUUGUUUUAUAUAUUCUGAUUUCAUCUAUAAAGUUUAUCAGUGGAACAUUUCAAUGCACAAAUGAUGGUAUGUUUGCAAAUCCCGAUGACCAUCACGCAUUUUGGCAUUGUGCGCAUGGUGCUGGUUAUCUAAAACAUUGUCCAGCCAGCUUAAUUUGGUCACAGGUACAACAAAACUGCAUUUGGAAUGUGCCGGAACCAACAAUUACAGUAACAACAACAUUAUUAACGACUACAGAAACAUCAACAACAAUGCCAAUGUCAAGUUUUCUUCCGCCUCAAUGUUCGAAUUACACAUCAAUAACGGAUGGCACUCGUCGCACAAAUAAUAUAAAUCUUGGAGCUCAGAGUGAUAAUUCAUAUUUUAGCAAGACGCCCACAUGGGUACGGUUUGAGGGUGCUGCAGGCACUCGUCUUGCCAAUUAUUCAGUUCCUUCUCCUCGUUGUGGAUCAGAAGGAGCUGGAUGGCUUAAGCAUCCUACUGAGCCAACAGAACCGAUUCAACCUGUAUUCAAUAUUUCAUCUGAUUCAAUAUCUUGUGAACGAAUUGUUUUUCAAUUGAUUCCGACAUGGUAA
Messenger RNA from Rotaria sordida, 588 nucleotides. Lineage: Eukaryota; Metazoa; Rotifera; Eurotatoria; Philodinida; Philodinidae. The record is from the annotation of a GenBank genome assembly.